Messenger RNA from Papilio xuthus (Asian swallowtail), 1538 nucleotides. RefSeq lists its product as uncharacterized. Bases 421 to 1536 code for a protein of 371 amino acids. Lineage: Eukaryota; Metazoa; Arthropoda; Insecta; Lepidoptera; Papilionidae. The transcript has 8 exons. The record is from RefSeq and is a predicted model, not a curated record.
ACAGCUUUAUCCUUUUCAAAAUAUCACUUUUCCUUGAAAUUAUAACUGGGACCAAAUCUGAGAACAAUUUACAAUCCAUAUUUCGUACAAACAGUAACAAAAUGACGUUCCGUCUGAUGACUUAAAAAUAUGAAGAAAAACGUUCUACCGACAACCACCUAGUUUUAAAUCAAUGCGUAAUUAGUAUAGAUAUGCCGUUACAACAGUCUCCUGGGCAACAGUAAGUUUUAUUAAAUCAAUAGCCACAUCCACUAAUACUGAUCAGCUCAAAAAAUUAUAUGAGAUUAUUAAGAAUUCAAUUGAAACUAGUUUUUACGUGACUGGAGGUUGAUAACGUUACUUUGCACUUUUUUAUUUUUACAAAGCUUUUAGUUUGUCAUGCACUAUUUUAUUUUUUGUAACGUUAUACAAAGUUAAAAAAUGAAUUCAAGUAAAAUUAAUGUAAAAUGUUCUAAAUAUGAAAAAUCAGAAGCUAUACGACGUAAUAAGAUGUAUUGGAAAAAUGUUAUAGCAGAGUUGGAUAAAGACAAAGAUCAGCUGAACGCUUACGAAUUAAAAGACCUAUCAAGAGAAUUAUCAAGUGACCUGUGUGAAAGAGUUUGUGCGAUUCUAGAUUAUGAAAUGGUUCAAGAAUCGAAUGACAAAAUUACAUCCAAAACACAACAGCAGACUUCAAAAAUGAAAAAAGAGCCAUUGUUUUCAAAACGAAAAUCAAUUAUAAUUGAACGAGACUUAGAAUCAGAUACCGAUGUUGAAAUUUGUAGCAGUGAUGAUGAAGCAGAUAGAACAAAUAUACAUCGACAAUUCUUAGAUAAACCAGAACGGGAACAAAUAACUUGGAACACCAGGUUUCUUCGACCAGAAAGAGAAGAGGAAAAAAGUCUUAUAAAACGCGCGAACGAUCUCACGGAAAGGAUAACACAGGAUUUUUGCGAUUAUAUGCGGGCUUUAGGGGGUGACCAGCAAUCACAGCUCUUUACACCUAAGUCUAUAAAAGAGUUAUUUCAAGUAGAAUUUGACACACAUGUUGCUCGUAGUCUUCAAGUUGUGCCAAAAGAAAUGCCCACUGUCAUCAACAAAAUUGCAGAAGUUACAGGAAAUAUAGAGUUAUCCCGCAAUGCUGCGUUAGCCCGAGAAAUAACUAAAGAUAUUAAAAUAGAAAAGCGUCCAGAUCGAUUAACAGCUUUCGGACGAAGUCUUCCUAGAGGGGAACAAUGGCGAACACCCAAGAAUGACACCAAAAACCAGUGGCGAUCUGCUAAACAUGUUCCCAAAGAUCUAGUCUCAUUAAAAACUGUAUGGGAAGGGAUCACAAAUAUAAGGAGCGUAAGAGAAUACUGCCGUUGGAUGAUCCAACAUCCCGAGCAUAGGAGAGCGCCUUACUUGAACAGUCUGGGCAUGUUCGACCCAGCCGUGCUCAAUGCCAGGCUUACCAUGGAGUUGCAGCACCACGCAUCUCCUACAACACAUAACAAUGCCCCAGCGCCUAUUGACCACCUACGUCGUAGAUUAUCACAACUAGCUGAUACCAAUUAGAU